Messenger RNA from Williopsis jadinii, 1010 nucleotides. RefSeq names its product polyadenylate-binding protein. The record is from RefSeq and is a predicted model, not a curated record. NCBI's taxonomy places the organism in Eukaryota, Fungi, Ascomycota, Saccharomycetes, Phaffomycetales, Wickerhamomycetaceae. Gene Ontology annotation, molecular function: RNA binding. The transcript has a single exon. Bases 34 to 615 code for a protein of 193 amino acids.
AGAGACGAGGGCCCGUGGUUGUAUUUUACAGAUAUGAGCGACGAGGCAUCAGCACAGCAAUUAACGGAGGUAGCACCAGCUGCACCAGCUCCGCUGGAAAUACCAGGGGAGAACCCUCAAGAGCAGCAACAACAGCCUGUGGAGCAACAGGCUGUGGAGCAGCAACAACAGCAGCAACCCGUGGAAAGCUUGCUGGAUGCCGACUCCAUCAAACUACGAGAGCUUCAACAGCAACUAGCUCAACAGGAACAGGAUGUGUCAGAACAAGCGUCUGAUGUUGAUGCGCGGUCCAUCUACGUGGGAAAUGUGGACUACGAGUCGAGUCCCGAAGAGCUGCAAAGGCAUUUCCAAUCGGUUGGUGUGAUCAACAGAGUGACUAUCCUCUUGAACAAAUUCACAGGCCAACCAAAGGGAUUCGCCUAUAUCGAAUUUGCCGAGCCUGCUGCCGUCACGGAAUCGUUGUUACUCAACGAUUCUGUCUUUAGAGGGAGAAACUUGAAAGUGGCACCAAAGAGAACAAACGUUCCAGGUUAUGGUCGUGGUAGAGGACGUGGUAGAGGACGUGGACGUGGUGGAUUUAGAGCUCGUGGACGCGGUAGAUUUAACCCUUACUAAGCAAAAAGAAAACUACCUGUACAUUAUGUGUAUAAUGAUUCCAGCUGUUGUGUGUAAUUUGUGUAUUAAACAAUGUUACCCGUUGUUGAGACUUUCUAGGAUGUCGCAAGACAAUAACUAUGUACUAUUUCAAUACAAUAUUGCUGCUGUAGUACCAACAACUGAGAAUAUGGCACUGAACACUAUGAUUAUCCAGCAUUCAACUCUUUCCCUGUUGGUGAUGGUGUCUUUACAGAUGGUCAUGUAAAAGAUGGCAGGAAGGAUCAAACAUAAGAGGAAACAUAAACCAGCCCCCAUAAAUGCUAUAAUCUUAUCAAAUGCAGGGAACAUUAUGGCAAUGAUGACGAAUAAGGCGUUGACAAAGAUGCGAACAGAGAUCUUGAGCGUUAAUCUCC